UUCAUCUUCAUUAAUUUCCAAUGAAAGUUUUAGUUGACUACCAAUUGAUACAUAUAUACAUAACACAAGUUGUACACUUAUACAUCAAUUGAGACAUCGAGGUCAGGAUGGAAAGCGAGCAUGGGGGCGUGGUGGUCAAGGGAAGGGCGAUCAUUGAUACACGGCCACCUUUCCGGUCAGUUAAAGAAGCAGUCGCGUUGUUUGGGGAGAGGGUGCUAGUUGGGGAGAUUUAUGCCAAGCAACUCAAAGAGAUACAACAAGUGCCCAAGAAGGAAGAUUUGGAGGAAAAAAAAGUGGAAAUCGUAUCGAGUGAAUUAGAAGAAACGAAGCAAAGUCUACAAAAAGCAAGAGAAGAAGGCAAUUACAUGGCAAAUUGUCUAAAAUCACUAAAACAACAACUUGAAGAAACAAAGAGAGAGCUUCAUACUUUGAAAGCUGCAAAAGAUGUGGUAAAAGAUCAUCAUCAUCACACGAAAGCAAUCAAUCCGGAGAUUGAAGAGCUCAAAUUUGUUGAGACUAACGCUAAUAAAUUCGAUAAUAAUAAUCGCGGUAUUAGUUAUGAUCAUCAACAAGAAUUAUUCCAAAAGAAAAAGUUUGUAACAUUUGCAAGUCCACCCUCUUUAACUAGAGAAAUCAAGCAAAAUGAUGAAAGAACAAGCAAGUUGGAAAGAUCUUCUUCUUUUAGGAAGGAUGGAAAGAAAAAGCCGAGUGUUGCAAUUAUGGGAUGGCUUUUUUCUAGGAAGAAAAGAAGUGAUGAAGGUAAUCUCGAACGUUCUCCUAAAGUUUGAAGAGCUAGCUAGUAAUGAAUAAAAUUACCUAGCUAGCUACCUCGGUCUGGAUUUAGAAAUUGCAUUAUUAUUUAAAAUUAUACUAUCAACGUAAUAGUUGAUUUUGGCAAUGGAGUGAAUAAUUGUAAUUUCAAUCAAGAUUGAGGGAUAAAAAAAAUAGUAUUGGAUAUUGCGAUAACGCAUACUCCAUAUAUCUUGGAGUGUUAUAUCCAUUUAGGUUUUCCAAAUUUUGUUUAUUACUUCGUGCUUCUUCAAUUGAGCAACACCAUAUGCCAAUAUGAUUGGACAUUACUUCUAUGUUACAAUUUCCAAAGAGUAUUUCUUUUUGAUAUUGAUGAAAUAUAUUCUCUCUCCUUCAAUCAAUUAUGGAGUAUAUCAAAGCAGAAAAGCUAAAUGGUCUAAAUGGGUUGAUUAUUUUUUUUUAAUUUUUUUUUUGUAAAAAGCAUAGGCAUGAAAAUAAAAAGAAGAAAGUUGCAAUUGUAACCAUGGGACUAAAGGUGGGCAUGACUAGGCUAGCACGAGGGUCUGUAAGAUAAGGCACGAAAAUGGGUUGAUCAAAUAUGGGUGUGACACGAUAUGAAAAGCAGGUAAGCGGAUAUAUAUUGUACACGAUCUAUAAUUUUCAAGAAAUAACUCAAAAGGAUAAUAGAAAAAUUACAUUUUAAAGAACCAGUCAAUUGUAAUAAAUACGAAGUAAAAUCUUAAUUUUUUUUUGAAAGAAGUAAAAGCUUAAUCAAUUACAUUAUACUAAAGGCGAAACCAGAAAUAAC
Molecule: messenger RNA, 1558 nt
Organism: Chenopodium quinoa (quinoa)
Lineage: Eukaryota; Viridiplantae; Streptophyta; Magnoliopsida; Caryophyllales; Amaranthaceae
Product: WEB family protein At2g17940-like
Exons: 2
Coding region: 108-788 (226 amino acids)
Source: RefSeq, a predicted model, not a curated record